GUUCGCUCUGAGUUAUCCUUUCCGUGGCCGUCUUCCUUUCCUUCUCAGUUCUCUCUCUACAGUAGACGCCAUUCUCAAAUACAACAACAAGUAUCUCUCUUUUUCUCUCCAAUUUGAAAACCCUAAACUAUUGAAUUCCGUUAAUAACAGUCCUCUGUAUUUGUUAUGUGUACGGCUUCUCUUAAGAAUUGCUCUUAGUUUGUUAUAUACUCCGUAUUUGUUAUUCUUGUUUUUAGUUAUCUAAACAACUUCUUGGAUAGCCCUUUCGUGGAUUGGCGUAUAGACAGAUACCGAUUGGAUAAUCAGAUAAAUAAUACAGACAUAAUCUUUUGAGGCAUCUCUCGGGGGUUGUUUGAAGUAUAAUCCAAGUCUUCUACCCGUAUUAGCUGAACUUGGAGUAGCAAGUCUGGUUUGAUUUUAAUGGGAUUUUAGCUGCUUGAAGUAGAUGAUGGAGACUCAUCAAAUAAACAAUGGACUUUGUUUUUGAAUUUAAUUUAUCUAGACUUUUAUAUCUAAGGAUGAUGAGGCCGGAUCAUAUGUAAGGAAGUUUUUGUGUCAUGCUAAGAGUAAAAAAGUGGUUUUGAGGAUCUCAAAUUUGUUCUGGAUUGGUGUUGUGUUUGCUUCAUAUACUGUUCUGGGAUGAAGAAUGCUGGUCAGAAACUGCUUCCGGAUGGUGGAAAGGGAGGGGUUAGGCCUGGUCGAAGCAAUAAACAUGGCUUUGUUCCCACAUCUUUCCGUGCUCUCUCUAGGAUUGUGUCAUCCGGUGCCUCAACUGUUGCCUCAACAGUAAAGUCAGCAGCUUCAGCUGCCUCCGCUGUCAUGGAUAAGGAUAAUGAGUCGAACCAUGAUCAGGUUCUUUGGGCCGGUUUUGAUAAGAUAGAAUGUCAGGGAGGUACAACCCGCCAAGUUUUGCUUUUAGGCUGUUGGUAUGGUUUCCAGGUUUGGGAUGUUGAAGAACCUGAUGAUGUUCACAACUUAGUUUCCAAGCAUGAUGGUCCUGUUUCCUUCAUGCAAAUUCUACCAAAUCCAAUUUCAUCAAAGCAACAUAGGGAUGAAUUCGCUAAUAGUCGGCCACUGUUGAUAAUCUGUGCUGAUGGAUCUUUUCCGAGUGGCAGUAUUCACCAUAGCCGUGGUGUAUCUAAUGGCAAUUUUGUUCCGACUGUUGUUUGGUUUUAUUCCUUGAGAUCUCACUCUUAUGUACAUCAUGUGAAGUUCAGAUCAGGUGUUCAUUCUGUGAGAUGCAGCUCCAGAGUUGUUGCUGUCUUACAAGCAGCUCAGAUACACUGUUUUAAUGCCUCAACUUUAGAGAGGGAUUAUAAUAUUGUCACAAACCCUGUUGCUAUGGGCUGUUCUGGAUCUGGAAACAUGGGCGUUGGACCUCUUGCUGUCGGUCCCAGGUGGAUGGCUUAUACCGGAAAUCCAGUUUCUGUGUCAAAUUGUGGUCGUGUCAAUCCACAACAUCUCACACCUUCUGCAAGUUUCCCUAGUCGAGGAGCAAAUGAAAGUCUGGUUGCACAUUAUGCAAAGGAAUCAAGCAAGCAACUUGCUGCUGGAAUUGUAACUCUAGGGGACAUGGGAUAUAAGAAGCUUUCUAGAUAUUACUCUGAGUUGCUACCAGAUGGUAACAGUUCUCAAGCGGGUGCUCACCCUAACAUUCAGGGACUGAAUACUAAUGGUCAUUUACCUGAUGCAGAAAGUAUUGGGAUGGUACUUGUUAGAGAUGUAGUCAGCAAAGAGCUUGUCACACAGUUUAGGGCCCACAAGAGUCCCAUUUCAUCGUUGUGUUUUGAUCCUUCUGGCACUCUUUUGGUCACAGCAUCUGUUCAUGGUCACAAUAUCAAUGUUUUCCGGAUAAUGCCUGCACUACUAAAAAGUUCUGGAACCGAUCAAGCAUCUAAUGUUCAUCUUUAUAGGCUACAACGUGGCAUAACAGAUGCGGUUAUACAAGACAUUAGUUUUAGUUCAGACAGCCAAUGGAUCAUGAUAAGUUCUUCUAGAGGGACAAACCACCUUUUUGCAAUAUCUCCUUCCGGAGGAACACUUGAUUCUCAGUCUUCUGCUGCUUCAUAUCUGAGUGCCAGAAAUAAGGGGGGAUCUUGUGUGAUGAUGAGAUCGGGAGCUGGGGUUGUUAAUGAGCAGCUAAUCUGUGACUCUGGCACACCAGUUACUCUUUCUGUUGUUGGAAGAAUAAGGAGCGGGAACAAUGGCUGGAAAAACACUGUCAGUGGUGCUGCUGCGGCUGCAACUGGAAGGACAAGCCAUCACUCUACUGCCAUUGCUUCUGCAUUUCAUUUCUGCCAAAACAACAAUCAGAGUGAUGUUGAUCCCAACUUGGUUGUUUUCAACUACCGGUUGCUAGUUUUUUCUGCAUCAGGUUGUCUUAUUCAGUAUGCUUUGCGUGCUUCUACUGGCAUUGAGCCUGGUUCCGCUUCACCGUCCUUAAGCACUACUGCCGACCUAGGUGUUGAACCUGAAACAAAACUAAUUGCAAUCCAGAAGUGGAAUAUAUGCCAUAAACUAAAUUGUAAAGAACGAGAAGACAAUAUUGAUAUCUAUGGUGAUUCUGGAAAACCGGAUAGCAGUAAAGUAUUUCCUGAAGGACUGAGGCGCGAAAAUGGAAAUUAUCUCCAUAGUAUUGGCAAGGUCAAAGAAAGGAUUAAUACCGAGGAAAGGCAACAUAUGUAUAUAUCAGAAGCAGAGCUUCAAAUGCAUCAACCUAUGGUUCCACUGUGGGCAAGAUCAGAGAUUUCUUUUCAGUCCAUUUUGUUUGAUGAAACUUGCAUGGAGGAUGAUGGUGCUUGUGGAGAGAUCGAGAUAGAAAGGGUCCCCACACGUACAAUUGAAUCCAGGUCUAAGGAUCUAAUUCCAGUUUAUAAUUAUCUUCUCUCUUCCAAGGUGCUGCAGCAUAGGAUAUCGGGAAGCAACAAUCAAGUGCAUGCUCAAAGGUCUGACGAGACUCGGAACACCAAACUUAUGAAUGGUUAUUCUCACUGCCCGACUAAUGGAUGCAUUGAAAUGUAUAAUGGAAUAGAAGAAAAUGGAUGCAAUGGUUUCUGGAUGAACGCAGGAACAACUAAGGGAUUUUUAUAUAAUAAUGACACUCAAGAAGAAGACACUCGGCUAGAGUUUGUAAAUAAUAGUCAGAGCUCCAUGGAAGAGACCCAAGCUGCGUGUACAAACAAUGACAUCGACUGAAAAUGAAGAAUGAGUUUGAAGCUGCAGUUGAAAAAUUUGAGUGAGGUGAUGCAGUUGAACAAUGUGUCGUGGCGGGAUUUUGUGAUCAUGCAAAAUGCGAAAAUGUGAAUAUGGUUGGGUGGGGUAUAUGUAGAAUAUAAUAGGUAUAGUGGCUAAUAUUAUGGACACAGAAUUGUUAAUAUGGUUCGUCUCUGCGCGGUUCAAUGUUGUAUAUAAUAGAUGGUGGAAUCGCCAUGUCAGUAGCUCAUCAUACCCCGUGUAAAUAUUAUUGUGUCAGUGCCCUGCAACAUUUUGUUGUGACUUAUUGGAAUGGUUAAUUUAUUUAUUGUUGCUUGGAAGUUAU
Molecule: messenger RNA, 3538 nt
Organism: Cuscuta epithymum
Lineage: Eukaryota; Viridiplantae; Streptophyta; Magnoliopsida; Solanales; Convolvulaceae
Source: the annotation of a GenBank genome assembly